CAUGGCGCUCUGCUUUCCAGAAGGGGCAGUGAGUUUGGGCUCCUAGUCUCCGGAAGGUUUCAUUUGGAGUUUCUACAUAAGCACUGACCCUGAGGUUAGUGAGAAGCGCCGCCGGAAUGUGGAGGCCCUGACUCAGGGCCAAGAAACGAAGUCGGAAACAGGAACGUGUAUGAAGGGAAAGGAGCCAGGCGCCUUGGAAAUGCUUUUCAAGGAUGGCAACUGAUCUAGGGAUGUUUCUCCGAAGACGGGCGGAUAAGUGAAAUAGUCUCCCCUGCGACAGCGUGGCAAGAAGGACAAAGACUUAGUUCUGAGACCCCGGGCACAAUGACUCAAGCAGAAAUUAAACUGUGCUCUUUAUUGCUGCAAGAGCAUUUUGGUGAGAUUGUAGAAAAAAUUGGAGUCCACCUAAUCAGAACUGGCAGCCAGCCUCUUAGAGUAAUUGCCCACGACACGGGAACAUCACUGGACCAGGUGAAAAAAGCCCUUUGUGUCCUCAUCCACCAUAACCUGGUGCUGUAUCGUGUGCAUAAACGCAGUGUGGUGGAGUAUGAAGCCCAGUGCAGCCGGGUAUUGCGAAUGCUUCGGUAUCCCCGGUACAUCUAUACUACCAAAACGCUGUACAGUGACACUGGAGAGCUGAUUGUUGAGGAGCUCCUGCUGAAUGGCAAAAUGACAAUGUCAGCUGUUGUGAAGAAAGUCGCAGACCGACUCACAGAGACCAUGGAGGAUGGCAAGACCAUGGACUACGCUGAGGUAUCGAAUGCAUUUGUGCGACUGGCAGAUACUCACUUCCUACAGCGCUGCCCCCUGGCUCCUGCCACUGGCAGUUCUGACCCUGGGCCACCACCACCUGCCCCAACCCUUGUCAUUAAUGAGAAGGACAUGUACCUGGUUCCUAAACUGAGCUUAAUAGGAAAAGGUAAGAGGAGAAGAUCAUCUGAUGAAGAUGCUUCUGGGGAGCCCAAGGCCAAGAAAACAAAAUACACAGAUAACAAAGAGCCCAUUCCAGACGAUGGGAUUUAUUGGCAAGUCAAUCUUGACAGAUUCCACCAGCACUUCCGUGACCAAGCAAUUGUGAGCGCAGUUGCAAACCGAAUGGAUCAGACAAGCAGCGAGAUUGUGCGGACAAUGCUCCGCAUGAGUGAGAUAACCACUCCCUCGAGUGCCCCGUUUACCCAGCCACUGUCCUCCAAUGAGAUCUUCAGGUCCCUGCCUGUUGGCUACAACAUCUCUAAGCAAGUCCUCGAUCAGUACCUCACACUGCUGGCUGAUGAUCCACUAGAGUUUAUUGGAAAGUCUGGUGACAGCGGAGGAGGAAUGUAUGUCAUCAACCUCCAUAAGGCAUUGGCAUCCCUAGCCACUGCGACUCUGGAGUCUGUCAUCCAGGAGAGAUUCGGGUCUCGAUGUGCCAGAAUAUUCCGUCUGGUAUUGCAGAAGAAACACCUGGAGCAGAAGCAGGUGGAGGACUUUGCCAUGAUUCCUGCAAAGGAGGCUAAGGAUAUGCUGUAUAAGAUGCUCUCAGAGAACUUCAUAUCACUCCAGGAAAUCCCUAAAACCCCAGACCAUGCCCCAUCCAGGACCUUCUAUCUGUACACUGUGAAUGUGCUGUCGGCUGCCAGAAUGCUGUUGCACAGGUGCUAUAAGAGCAUAGCCAACUUGAUAGAAAGGCGGCAGUUUGAAACGAAAGAGAACAAGCGGCUACUAGAAAAGUCUCAGAGGGUGGAAGCCAUCAUUGCAUCAAUGCAGGCCACAGGUGCAGAGGAGGUGCAGCUUCAGGAGAUAGAGGAGAUGAUCACAGCCCCUGAGCGCCAGCAGCUGGAGACUCUGAAACGCAACGUUAACAAGUUGGAUGCCAGUGAGAUCCAGGUAGAUGAAACGGUCUUCUUGCUGGAGUCGUACAUCGAGAGCACCAUGAAGAGACAGUGACCCAGAAGAAGCAGUGCUGGGAUCCAGCUUUCACACACUAGUCACCUGCUGUACCACUGAGCUAUAUCUCCAACCGGAAACCAGCAUCCUCCCAAAAGAUCCAGGAGAUAGGGAAAAAAAGACAAAGGAGGUGCUUGGAUGCAUUCUUUGUAGUGGGAUAAGUUGCAGAUUUUUAUUUUUAUUUUAUUUUUUGUUUGUUUGGUUUUUUAGGUUUUUCAACACUGGGUUUCUCUGUGUAACCUUAGCUGUCCAUGAUACACCAGAGUUUGACAUAUUUUGUAAACUUUGUUAAUAGACUCAUAUCCAUCACUAUAUUCUCUCAUCAGAUCUUCACAGUGGGAGGAACCUAAAUAAAUGAGAUUAAUCAUAAA
Messenger RNA from Mesocricetus auratus (golden hamster), 2297 nucleotides. RefSeq names its product RNA polymerase III subunit C (gene Polr3c). Gene Ontology annotation, cellular component: RNA polymerase III complex. The record is from RefSeq and is a predicted model, not a curated record. The transcript is spliced from 15 exons. Lineage: Eukaryota; Metazoa; Chordata; Mammalia; Rodentia; Cricetidae. Gene Ontology annotation, biological process: DNA-templated transcription. Bases 325 to 1926 code for a protein of 533 amino acids. Gene Ontology annotation, molecular function: single-stranded DNA binding.